Molecule: messenger RNA, 3936 nt
Organism: Wyeomyia smithii (pitcher-plant mosquito)
Lineage: Eukaryota; Metazoa; Arthropoda; Insecta; Diptera; Culicidae
Product: solute carrier family 35 member F5
Exons: 8
Coding region: 692-2014 (440 amino acids)
Biological process (GO): regulation of peptide transport
Cellular component (GO): membrane
Source: RefSeq, a predicted model, not a curated record
AGUGCAAGUUCAUGACGUCCCAUCACGAUAACCGUGUUGUCUCGUAUAAUAUCAUUGUUAAAAUCUGCUAAGUUAGUCACGUAUCAGUGGUUGAAUAUAUUUCAUUUGUCAGAGUAUCAGCGACAAGACAAUGGUGUUCCUAACGUUUGAUAAGAGGGCAAUGGUUACUUUAUGUAAAUAUGGUUAAUAUUGAGCGUAUGAGAUGUAUGCAGACGAUGGACAUUUACUAACCGAAGAGGUGUCGGAGAGAUGUGCAUCCCAGUGUGAAUUUUUAUUGGUACUUUUUCACUGCGGUCAAAUGGCAAGUGGUAACGAAAAUUGAAUGGAUUUGGAUGGCGUAAGGUUGUAAGAAUACCUAAAACACAAGAUCAUGUGAGCUGUCUGACCUACGUAACUGUCCAUCAGCAGUAGCUAUCACUUCCUUACGUGGCUAAAGAAUGCAUCGUUUGUCUGACAGAGAAGACAAUUUAUACUACCGGUGUGGCGAUUCGCGGCUGACCAACGCAAGCAGCUGAGCAGUUGGUUUGUGCGGUAGGAAGAUAAGAAACAAACGACGGGAGAGCAGAUUGUUUUCACUGACAGAUACAAAUAAAUCCCCUACUUAUACGGCAAGCAACUGCAAUAUUCAACGGCAGCGCCAUACAAUUUGCGGAUUUGAUCUCACUGAUGAUUUAACUAGGAGACUAAUGCAAUGUUAAAUAAGGCACAAAAGCUCAUACUGGGGAUCGUUUUGCUGGUAAUCGUCGACAUCAUCUGGGUAUCAUCCAGCGAGCUAACAAAGUUUUUAUACGAAAAUGAAAACUACGACAAGCCAUUCUUUUGCACCUACUUUAAGGCGUCAAUGUUCACAAUUUACCUGGUGUUCCUGGGGCUUAUUGCGCCAUGGAAGGAAAGCUGCAACCGAACUGGCAAUUACGCGCUGAUGGAGAACGUGGAGGAAGAGGACAACUUUUAUGGGAAUGGGACAUCAAGCCUGAGUGAUUCCUCGUUCAUUCCGAUCAAAACUGAGGCACAGGUGUCUGGAACGGAGAGUGAUGAUUCCAGCAUACGAAGCGUUCGCUUCAGCAAAGUAGCAGAGGUGCGAGAAAUGUCACCUCAUGAAGCGACUGAGGCACUCAUGUCGCGGCUUUCGUAUGCGGCCAGCCUGCGAGUGCGUCGCCAAAAAUCACACCACAAAACGGCACGAACGGCGCUGAUGUUCUCCAUUUUGUGGUUCAUAGCAAACUAUAUGUUUCAAUUAGCCUUAGAACCAAGUGAAACGGCGAUGGUGACAUUGCUGAGCUCGACUUCCAGCUUUUUCACGCUAAUUCUAGCGGCGAUGUUUCCUUCGUCCUGCGGGGAUAAGCUCACCGUUUCUAAAAUAUUUGCAGUGCUCUUCAGCAUAUCUGGCGCGGUUAUGGUUUCGCUAUCCGAAAUCAACGAACCCAAGAUGACCCGAGGAAUCGUGUUAGCUAUCAUGAGCGCCUUCUUUUACGCCUCCUACUUGGUGCUUGUCAAGCGGAAAAGCGAUACCGAAGAGCGGAUCAAUAUUCCAUUGUUCUUCGGGUUUGUUGGUAUGUGGAAUCUCUUGCUGCUAUGGCCACUGCUGUUCGUACUUAAUUUUUCUCAGCUGGAGGUGUUUGAGUUACCUUCGCGGAAACAGUUUCUAGUGCUGUUUCUUAACGGUUUAAUCGGAACGGUACUGUCCGAGGCCCUAUGGCUGUGGGGUUGUUUUCUGACAUCGUCACUGAUCGGAACAGUCGCCAUAUCGCUACAGAUUCCAAUGGCGAUGCUAUUCGACAUGUUAAUACACGGAAAGACUUAUCCAUUGAUGUUUUAUCUGGGUUCAUUGCCGAUGUUUGUAUCAUUGGUAUUCGUAGCUUUUCUAGUAAAAUUUGACGACUGUGAUCCGUUGCUCAAAUUUUUCAAAUUGAUUUAUCGUCGUUUGCGAUAUUGCCGAAAACCGAACAUUGUCCGGAUACCGGACCUAGAGGAGCAGCAUGAAUCGUUAAUCGAUGAUAGCCACGAGAACUAGCCGGAAGAGUUUUAUGGAGUUGAUUUAUAUACAAAGUAGCGUGAGUAUAGCCGGAACCCAGUCAACAUCAGUGCAGAGAAUGGCAAAAGGAAUUGCUUUUGUGUAGUCAGUAAAAAUAGACCAAUGUUUUAGGUUAAUGUUUUGUUUUUGUCAUUGUGAUAUUAAAUAUUUUAAAAAAGUGAGUGCUCGAUAGCAACAAAUUUCAAAUAAUAGACUGUGUUUGCUUGCGCAAAACAUUAAAUAACAUUGAGGUUUAUCAAACAAUUAUAAAUAUUUUGAACUUCAUUCCUAAACGUUGAAUGUUCUGGAAGAUCUUCCUGAAGCUGUGUCCGGGUGCACCUAAUUUGUUAAAGUUGCACACUUUUAAUGCCAAAGUUGAUUACCGUUCCUCGUAAGUAUUCAUACUUAUGGCAUUCAUCAAACCGUUUAUUCUAAUUUAUUGUAUUUCAUAUGCUUGAAACGAAAUAUUUCACUUCAGCGAAAUAUUUCUUUGCAACAGAGGCAUUCGUUAGCAUGUUCAUAAUUGUUUCCAAUGAGAUUUAGUGAAAACUUUUCACUAAAGCAGAUACUUAUUCACUGUAUCCGUAUUAGACAAAAAGUACAAUUUGUUGAAUCGGAAAUAUGAAACCUCCAACUGUUGAAAUAGGAAAAUUCAAUGUUUAUUUUGCUUCAAAUUUCUUUUUGGGUUUCUUUUCUAUGGUGAAAUGAUCUAUAAAUUGUUUUUUUCGUAAUUGAUUGGUUUGAUGGACUUGCUUGAAUCAAGCCAAAAAUUGUGCAAAGCAGUACACAAACGUCGUCUUAUAAUUUUUUUCAAUGGUGCAGACUUGAAAAACUAGAGUAAGUUUUCCGUAUGUUAAAGACCUUAUUUAUCCUUAUAGCUUGUGUAAUGUCUUGUAAAUAAUGAUCUGUCGAUAUAUUUUUCAAUGUUACUUCUCAAGCGUUCUCAACUGUGACUAUGUUUACGUGAUUAAAAACUCCUGUAAUCCAGGUGAGAAGUGCUGAAAAAAGUAUGUACAAGCGUUAGAUAGAAAUACUUUAAGCACACAUAUAUGAUGCAUUUCAGAAAUGUUUUCGUUGGAAUCAGCACUGGUAUGUAGGAGUAAUAUUUCAAAUUUGACGCGUAAUUAGACGCUGCCUAAUCUGAUCAACCUAGAAACCGGUGCUGAGUUUGAGAAUAGUCCUGCAAUCAUAAGGUUUGGUGUCUAUCUCAUGCAAGUCAAGGAAAUCGAGCGUCACCAUCUAGAGUAUAACACCACUCAAAGUAUUCGAAUUCAUAUACAUUUAAUGUAUAUUUUUGUGGAAAUUAAUUGUUAUUCUAAUGUAUGUGUUAAUAGUGUAAGCUAAAUGAUAACAAACAUUCUCCUCUCGUUCCGUUGUUAUUUUCCUAACUGCUAAUGAAAACUCACUAAUUAUGAGAAGCACUUACCUACACUUUCUCUGUGUGUAUACACUACGAUGUAUUUAUCCACUCGACAUCUAUAUUAUAGAAAUAUAUACUUUAUUUUUACUAUCACCUAGCAAGCACAACAUAACGCACUGUAUACCCAACCAACCAUUCCUAUUUAGGUUAGGUCGAUGAAAGUCUAAUUUGUGAUACCAUAGUUAAGAUAUACAGUACAUAGGGCACUCUUACAAAUAGCGGAUAGAACAAUAUCUGUUUUUACCCGUACUAGCGAGGGUUGGAUUUUAUUCCGUAGAAAAUCUAGAAAUAAGAUCAGAUUGUUCACUGAAAAACAAAAUCAAGAAUUGAGCGAGUAAAUUAAUUACCCAAAGUGUAUUUCUCUCUGCGAAACCUACUGAUUCACGAACAAUAACAAACUGGUUGCGACCUCAUCAGCGAGCGAAAAAAAAGUGGUUUAAUCACAAUGACACACAAACAUUCAGAUUUUACACCAACAAUAGACCGAUUCGUUUGUCUGAAA